CUUCCACCUUCCACUCCUUCUUCCUCCCAGUUCCAUGUUUGCUUCAUUCUUCGGGAUUAUCCCUAAGGUGAAGAAGAAAAAGGAGAACAAGGAAGGAAUAACAAGAAACAAAAUAAGAUCUAUUUCUGUGAUUUAACAGAGACAGGAAAUUGUACAGUGGUGAAAGUUAUCAAGAUUCACUAAAGAUUACACAAAAAGGAGAAAGCGAAGCGGCAAAGGAAAGCGAUCCCGGGAACGUGCACCGCAUCUGCUGCUGACAGGUGAAUCUCGGUGAGCCAACAUGGACAAAGUGGAGCAAAUAAGGAAGAUGGUGAGGAAGAUGUCACCGAAGAAGAAGAGGCGAGAAGGAGGGGGAGGAAGAGGGGGUGGACCCGGAGAGCUGAAUGACAAAUUCUGCCGCUUCAGCCUCUGCAUCAGUGAUGAUGGCCCAUAUGGAAAAACUAAGGAUAUCUCUGGACCAGAACAAACAAUGGCCUGUAGAAGACACAGUAUACCAGAAGCUCUGCGGGGGGUUACCAUGGUGGAGCUGGUGAAGAAAGAAGGCAGCACACUUGGCCUCACUAUCUCAGGAGGAACCGACAAGGACGGGAAACCACGGGUAUCGAACCUGCGGCCUGGAGGACUUGCAGCCAGGAGUGACCAGCUAAAUGUUGGUGACUACAUCAAGUCUGUGAAUGGCAUCAAUCUGACCAAACUGCGGCAUGAAGAGAUCAUCAGCUUGUUAAAGAAUGUAGGAGAGAGAGUUCUGCUGGAGGUGGAGUAUGAACUGCCCCCUACAGCACCAGACAGCAGCUCAGGAGUUAUAUCAAAGACAAUCGACAUCUGUUUGCACAAAGAGGGGAACAGCUUCGGCUUCGUCGUGAGAGGAGGCUCACAGGAAGACUGGCACAAGUCGCGCCCCCUAGUGGUCACCUACGUGAGGCCAGGUGGCCCUGCAGACAGAGAGGGAACAUUACGUUCCGGUGAUCGCCUGCUCAGUGUGGAUGGUUUGCCGCUGCACAACAUCAACCACAGCGAUGCCCUCAUCGUGUUGGCUCAGUGUGGCCAGGAAGCUCUGUUCCAGAUAGAGUACGACGUUGCCAUCAUGGACACAGUGACAAAUGCUUCAGGUCCACUAUUAGUGGAAAUUGCAAAGUCGCCAGGAGCUACACUGGGCAUCAUGCUGACAUCAGCCAAUCAUCAAAACAAGCAGGUCAUUAUCAUCGACAGGGUUAAGCCUGGGAGUGUGGCAGACAGAUGUGGAGCAUUGCAUGCAGGCGAUCACCUGCUGUCCAUAGAUGGGACAUCGACAGAACACUGUACCGUCCUUGAGGCAACACAGCUAUUAGCAAGCACAGCAGAACUGGUCAAAUUGGAAAUAUUACCCUCCAAUCAGACGAGGCUGGCAGGGAAACAACAUGACACAGUAAAGGUCCAAAAGUCGGACCACCCACACUCCUGGGACCCCUGUGUAAACUUCUGUCACCCUUUGAACUCCACCCUGUCCAAUACAAGCUCCACCCUCAACAAAUCAUGGACCGCCUCCAACAAUAACACCAUCAGUAGCCUUGAUUACUGCAAGUCUCUAGUGUCAGCAAGCUUCUCCCCUGGUUCUACAACCACAUCAGGCCCGAGUAGCCAGAGCUCCAACACUUUACCAAGGCCUUCAGUUCCCAUGAGUCCACGGAACUCAUUGCUAAAACGACGGCAGAGAAAGAAAGAGCACAAAAGCUCCUUAUCGCUGGCAUCCAGUUCGGUGGGUCCAGGUGGUCAAGUCGUUCACGUUGAGACUAGUGAGGUAGUCUUAACAGGCGACCCUCUCAAUGGUUUUGGUGUCCAGCUGCAGGGAGGAAUAUUUGCCACUGAAACACUGUCAGCACCCCCACUCAUCAGAUUCAUAGAGCCCGACAGCUCUGCAGAGAGGUGCGGCCUGCUUCAGGUCGGGGAUCGUCUUCUGUCAAUCAAUGGGAUCCCCACGGAGGAUGGGACUCUGGAGGAAGCCAAUCAGCUUCUCCGAGACGCAGCUCUGACCAAUAAGGUUACACUGGAGAUAGAAUUCGACGUAGCAGAGUCAGUGGUGCCUAGCAGUGGUACUUUCCAUGUCAAACUGCCUAAGAAGAGAGGAGUGGAGCUGGGGCUCACCAUCAGUGCCAGUAAGAAGGCAGGUGAGCCCCUCAUCAUUUCUAACAUCAAGAAGGGCAGCAUGGCCCACAGGACAGGAACACUGGAGCCUGGUGAUAAGCUGUUGGCUAUUGACAACAUCAGACUGGAGAGCUGUUCUAAAGAUGACGCGGAGCAGAUCCUCCAGCAGUGUGAGGAGCUGGUCAAACUAAAGAUACGCAAAGAUGAAGAUAACUCAGAUGAACAGGAGACGUCAGGCAGCAUCAUCUACACAGUGGAGCUGAAGCGGUAUGGAGGCCCUCUGGGUAUCACCAUUUCAGGCACAGAGGAGCCUUUUGACCCCAUCACUAUAUCUGGCUUAACCAAGAGGGGCUUGGCCGAGAGGACAGGGGCUAUUCAUGUAGGUGAUCGGAUCCUGGCCAUCAACAGUGUCAGUCUUAAAGGCAAGCCGCUGAGUGAAGCCAUCCACCUAUUGCAAAUGGCUGGCGAGACAGUCACCCUCAAAAUUAAAAAGCUGCUCGACAAUGUAGAGGACAGGAAAGCAGCAGAAGCAGAAGACAUGACGGAGAACGAACUGAGUGACCCCGAGGAGGAUGAUUUGACAGACAGCCAACAGACCAGCAAGCUUUCAGAGCUGUACUCCACCACCAUACCCAGUGUGGACUCUGCCAUGGAGUCAUGGGAUGGCUCAGGGCUGGAUGCUGGCUAUGGCAGUCAGGGUAUGUACAACAAUCAAGCCCUUGGUAUUGCCCUUCAUCCUCACGAGUGGCGUAGCACGAAACAGCAGUGCAGCACUACACCACCUCUUGGACCGAGGAAGAACUACCCCUUCAGUGAUGGAGGGUUCAGUGAGGAUGAUUGGGACAAACCACCAGGUUUUAUCAGCCAACAGCCAGAUGGUAUUCUGCUGGAUCCUGAUGACAGUUUCUGGUGUCAGGCGCUUGAAGACUUGGAGACCUGUGGACAAUCAGAACUCCUAAGAGAGAUAGAGGCGUCCAUCAUGACAGGCACAGCCAUCACUCUUGGCGUAGAUGGUAUCAAUAAGCCUCCAGCUGAGCCCAUUUUGAGCCACAACAGGAUGAGCCCAUUGCGGAGAAAUUCUCUUCUGCACCAAGGAAACCUGCUCCACCAGGGCACACGCCUCCACCAGGGGAUCCUUCUGCAUGAAGGCGCACACCUGCACGAAGAGGCCCAGCUGCACCAUGACCUGCACCAGGAAGCCCACUUUAACCAGGAGGCUCACCUCCACCGAGAUAACCAAUCCCCCCUCCUGCACCACGAGCCAAAGCCCAAGGCCUCAUUGAGAGUGUCAGAAAGAACGUGGGAGUCUCGAAGGAUCAAAGAGGAAAUGCAGGGGAUUCUGUCCCCGACGCCUCUGGAACUACACAAAGUAACGGUGAUAAAGGACCCAGAGAGCGACGACUUUGGCUUCAGUGUGUCAGAUGGUUUCUUGGAGAAAGGAGUUUAUGUCAACAUGAUCAGACCUGAUGGACCAGCUGACCGAGCAGGGCUCAGACCCUAUGACAGGAUCCUACAGGUGAACCACGUGAGGACGAGGGACUUCGACUGCUGCCUAGCGGUACCGUUAAUCACAGAGGCUGGAGACAGACUGGAGCUGGUUAUCAGUCGCAACCCAGUGGCCAACGAUGACCCGGAGGACAAUAACAAUACUUUAGAUCACCCACUAGACCUGUAACACAUUCACAAAGACAAAGGGACGGAUCUCAAGACUUACAUACACAUGCACACACACACACAUACGUGCAAUAAUUCUUCUACAAAGAGACUCCUCUAAGAACACACAAAAAUGUGCAUGUCCACGCAUUUGUCCCCUCCCAUUCACACUAGAUUGAAGUUUACUGGUACAAGUCUCUGCAGAAAAACUACCAUGACGACCUCCCACUGCUGAUAACCCACAGACAACCAGUCAUUUUGAACUUUAUCCGUCUCGACUGACAUUGAUUCUUAAAGUUUUUAUUUAACUUAAAAAAAAAAAAAAAACUGGUGAAGGUGGAGGAGGUGAACUCAGCUGUUUACUGACAUUUCCCAGCUUUGAUUUUUCCAGAUGAAUCUGCGUAAUUAUACAAUACUGUCAAGGAGCUUUUUUUUUUUUUUUUUAUCAUUUUAGAAAAAGGCUUGUGAGACUCGGUAGAAAAGCCAACCAACUUUUUAUUGAGUGAUUAGAAAUGUUGUUUGACUGGGAUCUGCACAAGUGUAGCCAUUUAAGUAGUCCAUACGGCUGGUACGAUCCUGCGCCCAUACUCCUGAUCCAGUGAAAUUCCAGGUUUUCCCAGCUAAAACUUAACAUUGAAUACAACCGCAAACACUAAGAUGAGCACGGCAAUAUUUUAAAAGAAGAAAAUAUUUUUUGUCACCAUCCUUAUGGGCAGCCAUGCUGCUGCCAUUUCAGCAGUUCAAUCUCAGCGCAGGAUAAUUGUUAUUUAGAUAGUGAUUAGAUAGUUUCUAAUGCACAUAAUCUACAUAAUGAUACAAUGUAUUUCAAUAUGAUAUGAUAUGAUAUGAUCAGAGGCCUGUAACCAAAACUAAUUAUGUCACAUGCACUUUUGACUGAAAUUUUAUUUUAUGAUAUUUUCUAUUGCAAACAGAAUUGUGGCAUAAAAAUAUCCAAAACUAGUAGACUUAUGUUCUGCCCCCAUCUUAAUUUUAGAGAGAAUAUGAUUUAUGUCAAAAUGAUCCGUUUGGUGUGGAGGAAUGGCUCCAACUCAUGACCCUCGUCUGCUCGGGGUUUGUGUGUUUUAGAGACAAAAAUGGGCAGGUUAGCAUCAAUUUUAAAAUGUUUACAGUUGUAGAUAAACAAUGUGGUACAAGAGUUGCUACACUUUUCCUGAACUAGAUUGUUUUAGUUCAGUCAAAUGUACCCAGAGGUGCUGCUCUAACGUCACUCGUGUUAUUCAGUCGUGCUUUCCAAACCAGGGGGCACACUGCUGAAGCACGGUUCUGUGCGGGUUCUGGAGACUUAAUUAUCCAUUUUGCCAACUGCAAAACUCGCCAGGAAACUCAUUCACAUCCAUUAUAUAUAAAAAUAUUGUUUUGAUAUGAAUGGUCAGAUUAUGAUGAAUGAUAAAAUGUGUAUCCCAAGUCUUGCUCCGUCUCUUAUGCUCCACCACUAUCACCCCCUUCUAUCCAUUGUGUUAGAUCAAUGGAACAAGGGCCAUUCUGCAUGGAGUUUACAUGUUCUCCCCAUGUGUGCGUGAACUUGCAGAUUUGGGGAUUAGGCAAAUUGGACACUCAAAAUUGACCAUAGGUGUGAGUGUGAGACUGGAUGGUUGUUUGUUGGUCUGUCCGGGGUGUACCAUGUCAGCUGGGAUUGGCACCAAGGCCUGUGGGCGUGGAGUGGUCAUCCACUGUGGUCCUGUCGUUAGUUUCUCAACAGUGAAAUCUUAAACUGCUUGCUGCUAUCAGGGUCUCACAAAACAGACAAGAAGAAACAAUGACAACAUUGCAAACGAUUGCAUGGAGGAUUAAUCCAAGACAAUGUGAGGUGAAGCAAAUACAGCUUUCCAUUUUGCAACUCUAUGGCAUUAAAUCUAAAUCAACUGAAUGAUCAUUCUGAACCCACCUCGUCUCUCCCCUCCUCUUUUGGUUUUGUUUGCUAACGGCAGAUUCCUUCCACUUCUGUCACCUCCUGUUUUUCUACACGUUCUCUGAUUCCUGCCAAACUCUCCUCUCCCUGGUAAACUGUGGAUUUACAGGAAUGAGUCGUGCUGCUGCUGCUUCUGCAGCAGUAUGUGUAUUUGUAAAGUGUAUUUGUAAAGUUACAGGUUAGACAGUAACAUUAACAAUACUGUGUGGGUGUGGGUGAGCAAAACUGUGAUGACAUACACAAGACGGGAAUAAUAUGAGUGAAAAAGAGAGCGAGUGAGAGCAGGAACAGGACCAAUCACAGCUUCUGUUGGUGCAUCUCACUCUUUCCUCACAUUGUUACAUAACGCAGUUAGUUUCCAGCUGCUCCCUUUUAGAACAUCACAUGUAUGUGUGUGUGUGUGUGUGUGUGUGUGAAUGUGUGUGUGUGUGACAGAGUGAGAGAGCUAGGUGGUGUACAUUUCAUUGUACAGUGGUGAUAUUCAUCAUGACUGUUCACCUUCCUUUCAGAAUCCCCGAUGAGACUGAAAACAGUAUGAACUCAAGGUUUUCUGUGAGAAAACCUGAGGAAAGACGACCUUUUCAUAGCGAAUGAAAAAGGGUUUGACUCUUUCAAAGCACUUACUACAAAAGAGAAGCACACUGUUGAAUACCAUGCACUGUAAGUAUUUCCACGUUACACAGUAAACUCUUGUCUCAGUGUUUUGGUUUUUUUUACGCAGUAAAGUGGCCACAAAAAAAAAAAAUAAUGAUAUAAAAUGUAAACGUUUAGUAAAGCAACAGCUAAAAAGGGCAAAAUAAUUACAAAGUAAAGCCUUUCAAAAAAUAUUUAGGUGGUUUAUAUAUGUAUGUAUGUGUGAUCAGUCAUUCUCCCUAUGCAUUUCUGGGUCAAAGGUCAGUUUAAAGCCCAAUCAGGAACAGUAAAAGUUUUUUUUUUCUUACAUUUUUAUUUAAUCUUAAUUUACUACAGAAAAUAUAAUAAAUUGAAUAUUUACAGUUAAGUAGUUGGAGAUAUGUAGUUCUGUGCAAAAGUCUCAGGGCGCCACCAGCUUUGUUGUUAUGUCUGUACAAUUCUGUGAUCAUUGGCGUUUUGGUUGGUAUGAUGUCACUGGACGUCAGUCUUACGUAUUAGCAAACCCAUUCAAAGGCUCAUUCAGUUGUUCUUGUACAAGGGCAGAGGUUCCCAUGACGACCUCCCACUAAAUACUUGACACUGUUUUUUUCCAUUUUAUUUUGUUUAGAGAAAUGUUUGUGUUUAAAUUGCACACAUUUCCCAUUAUUUCUUGUGGCUAUGUUACAUUAAAAUAGUCACACUAUAUGGUCACUAUAGCAUUGCGAAAAGACAUGGUGGCCCGAGGCUUUUGCACAGUGCUGUAAAUGACGAACAUUUAAGUUGCAAUGCAAAUCUUUAUGUUUGUAUAUUGCAUUUUAUGACACUGUCCUAUGUUUUUACUCUGAAGAUAUUAACAGAUGUCAGUAUAAUAAUCGGGCAUGUAUUGCAUCAGCUGCAUCAGCUUCACCUAUUCCCGUCCGCCCCUCACACACUGUACGUAAUCUACCGCACUUUGCAGGCCCCAGGAAGUCGAGUCACACUUCCAUUUGAGAUAAGAACAAUCAAUUGUUUGGUUGUUUGCUUUUAAACCCUACAUGGAUUGUAUUGUGGGAUCUAUUUCGCAAAAGCACAUUAAGUAUAAAAUGACCUUUAUUUUGGAUGGUUUGUUGGUUUUACAUUUUUGAAAAACCAAUAUACGAUUUGACCAAUUAACUGCACUUUAGUGAGUAGGCAAAUUUGUUGCCCCAGAGAUAACUACCAGGGAACCAAUAAUUGUCGUUAGUUUAGUAUCAGAUUUACUUAAAAUGGAAACACAACUACUUAAACUAUUGCCAUUUUAACUUUACCACUGGAUUUGUAUUUGGACUGUAGUAAAUGGUAAGCUAACCAUACUGCAUACAAUCUUGUGUUAUUCAUGAGUUCAUUGGUGCCAUAUCCAGCUUGUUUAACGUGAGUCCAGUUAAUUAAGAAACCAUUGCCAUUACUGUAAACACAACAUUUCAGCCUCUGUUAGUAUCUUUGAUGUUCUCUUAUUUGUGUCUCCAAUCUUUUUUUUUUUCUAACUCUAAAUCCAUUUUAAAGUGUUGAAUGUUAAACUGUGUUAUGAUUCUGGAUUGGGUCCUUUCCUUUAUAAUGUAUGCGAUGUGUUUACAUUGGGUUUUUUUGUUUGUUUUUUUAAUUGUGUAAAGUUCUAUUCUAUGUAAUAUAGUAUUUUUAUACGACAGUAUUACUCUUCCAAGAACUGAGAAGAAAACACAACAUGAAAAUGAGAAAAUAAAAUGGAUGUCUUUAUUGAUGUUGUCAUUUUGUUUUUUUGUUUUUUUUUCUUUGUCUAUGAAACAAGGAGUGCACUGCUAUACUUCUCUUUUUGAGAAGAACAUGAGAAAAGAAAAACAAGAUAAUACAAAAUAAAAGAUCUACUUUUA
Molecule: messenger RNA, 8181 nt
Organism: Solea senegalensis (Senegalese sole)
Lineage: Eukaryota; Metazoa; Chordata; Actinopteri; Pleuronectiformes; Soleidae
Gene: grip2b
Product: glutamate receptor interacting protein 2b
Exons: 25
Coding region: 281-3796 (1171 amino acids)
Biological process (GO): neurotransmitter receptor transport, endosome to postsynaptic membrane
Molecular function (GO): protein binding
Source: RefSeq, a predicted model, not a curated record